UGGAUGCACAUUGGCACUGCACUGCACUGCUGCAAUGAGGCUCGAAGCACCACCGUAGGGAUGCCGAUGCAAGGAAAACCAUCCGGCCAGUGCAGGAUUGGCCUUGAAGCGGCUGAUGAACGGACUGGACUACUACCUACCUACUAGUACUCAACCCUGCAAAUCGGACUCGCGCGAAUACCUUAGUUGCAAAGACAAAGAGUCAAAUGGUAUACUGCCUACAAAGAAAUGCAUGAGUGAUUGAGCAUCGACCGGGCCCUUGUGCGAGGGCUGCUCAGUUGGACAAACUUGACCUUGAACCACCAAACCUGGACUACUAGCAUCCAUUCAAGAAAACCAACCAGGCCGAGCUCGCGUUGAGUAAGCCCUUCCAACGUUCAAGUUUGGGGACGGAUCAGCAACCCAACCAGCAACUUGUGACUUCUACUCCUGUACGUUCUCAAGUUGCGUUGGCGCCAAAAUGGCGGUCGUGGUCGACGGUGUAGCCUCGAAGGAGGCAUCGCCAUCGCCAUCGCCAUCGCCUUCCAUUGAAGAAACCAAGAAGAAGGCGCAACAACGACUGGCCUAUCUCUUGGUGGUGGAACUUCUUGCUUAUCAAUUCGCUUCACCGGUCCAAUGGAUCGAAACCCAAAAAGUACUUCUGGAGGAACUGCAAUGCAAGAAUUUCAUCGAAAUCGGGCCCUCGGAUGUUCUGCUGGGCAUGAUGAAAAAGACCUUACAGGCCAACAAACAAAAGGAAGCUGUGCGCGGCCUGAAUCGGAGAGUGCUCAGCGUCAAUGCCAGCCAGAAGGAUCUUUACCGUGGAUUGACGACGGACGAUGACAUCGAGGACGACUCGGUCGUAAACGAAAAAGACCGAAAACAGGAUCAACCUCCUGCAACGUCGGCACCAACUGCUCCUGCUCCUGCCCCCGUUCCGUCACCAUCACCAGCCGAUAUCACAGCAGCCGCCACCACCGCGGCAGUCAAGGAAGUUGUGAAUAGUUCUCUGAUAGAAGACAGACCAGUAACGGCCAAAGAUGUGGUGCUGGCUAUCCUGGGAUCCAAGCUGGGGAAACAAGCGUCAUCCAUAGCGAUGGACAAGUCAGUCAAAGAGCUUGCAGGAGGACGAUCCAUUCUCGAGAAUGAAAUCAUCGGUGAACUCGAGACCGAGUUCGGUUCGACCCCUGAACAGGGCGAAACGAUGAGCAUUCAAUCACUCUGUGAUCGUCUGCAAGGAGCCAACUUCUCCGGCCAAUUGGGUAAAGUGACCAAAAAUACCGUUUCGAAAAUGCUGUCCUCCAAAAUGCCCGGCGGAUAUGACAUGAGUCGAAUCCGAGGCCAUCUGGAAACCCGCUGGGGAGCGGGAACUGGCUUGCAGGACAUGAUUCUAUUGCGAGCCAGUGCGCAGCAGCCGAAGAACAGACUGGCAGAUGUUUCCGCAGCUGAGGCAUUCUGGGACACUCAUGCACAAACAACGCUCGGCGACCUGGGCCUGUCGAGAGACAUGUCAGCAGUUGUCGAGGUCGAGACGGCACACGCGGCAGCUCGCGUGUCCCUGCCAGACCCUCAACAGGCAAUCGCACAAUCACAGGCAUAUCAGACCUCUCGGACUGCCGAACUCGAGGUCCAAGCACGAGCCUUGGGAAUUGACAUCCUCAGCGCAAACAAGAUCGGCGAGCAAGCACAACAGACCCUCAAAGCUUUGCAGGCAGAAAUCGACCAUCUUACCGCCGAGCUUGGGGACCAUUUCAUCAACGGCAUCAAGGGCCACUGGUCUCCUAAUAAGGCCCGGACUUUUGACUCUUCCUGGAACUGGGUCUUGCAAGACAUGCUGACCAUCUACUACGGCAUCUUGCGCAAAGAGUAUACCGCCUCCAGUCGGCCUGUUGCGCUGAGCUUGCGAUCACUGAGAGGUCGUGCAUCCCCUAGGUUGGUCGACGUGGCUCGGUACCUCAAACAGACACAGACCAAGGCGUCGUCUUCUGCAUCCGACCAAGCCGUGUCCUUUCUCGAGCAAGCGAUUGCCGAAAUCGAGGCCUCGAAUUCUACCCCUUCAAUCGCAUCUUUCGCGGCAUAUGCUAUUGAAAGCAACAGAGCGCCCCGAACGGAUAUUGAUGAGCAAGGCAAUGUCACGUACAGCGAGGUGCCUCGUACAGACGCGAGCGUCUUCAGCAAUGUCGAGCUGAAAUUACACGACGGGGCGCGCCUCCGUGAAGACCAGCAGCUGAGAAAUCUCUACCAGCGGUUGCUCGGAGAUGCCAUGCAGUCCGCAGAGUUCCAGCAAACCCUGGCCGGAAAAAACAUACUGAUGACGGGAGCGGGAAAAGGCUCCAUUGGACUGGAGCUGCUGAAAGGCUUGUUGACCGGAGGCGCCUCUGUCAUUGUCACCACCAGCAGCUUCUCUCCGGAAAACAUGCAGCAUUUCCGAGAGAUUUAUCAAUCGCAUGGAUCCAAAGGGUCUCGCCUGAUAGUUGUGCCUUUCAACCAGGCCAGCAGCCAGGAUUGUGAAUCGCUCAUACAGUGGAUUUACGAUCCUGCACACGGACUCGGAAUGGAUCUGGACCAUAUCAUACCUUUCGCUGCCAUCUCAGAAGUCGGCCGAGAGGUCGACAAGAUUGACUCCAAAUCUGAAUUGGCGCAUCGUCUGAUGCUUACCAACCUCUACCGUUUGCUCGGGCAUGUCAAGCAGCAGAAGACGACCUGUGACCAUCGCGGUCGUGUGACACAGGUCUUGCUCCCGAUGUCACCCAACCACGGCAUAUUUGGCGGUGACGGUCUUUACGCGGAAAGCAAGCUAGGUCUUGAAGCCCUGUAUACCAAGUGGUAUUCGGAGAGUUGGAGCGAUAGCAUGUCGAUUUGCGGCGCAUCUAUUGGCUGGACCAGAGGCACUGGGCUCAUGAAAUCCAACGACCUUGUUUCACAAGGAAUUGAAGAAGCUGGUGUAAGAACGUUUUCGACACCCGAGAUGGCUCUGUAUCUGCUGCUCUUGCUGUGCAGGCCCAUUGCCGAGACCAACGAGAUGGCGCCAAUUCAGGCAGAUCUGACCGGUGGAAUGGGUGACUGCCGGAACCUCAAGGAGAUCGUGUCCAAAGUGAGGUCGGACAUCGACCUAACGGUGCAGAUACGGAAGGCUGUGGCAAUGCAAGAUGAGGCGGACCGGCUGAUCAUGGGCCAACCUUCGCCGAAGCCUUGCCCACAUCCCACUCCGCGCUGUGCAAACAUGCGGCUGGAUUUUCCUCGUCUUUUGGAUUAUGCCGCGGCCAAGGCAGCGGCCGGUGAUGCCCAGCUCGAAGGAAUGCUGGCCUUGGAUCGAGUUGUCGUCGUCACUGGCUUCGGGGAGGUCGGCCCCUGGGGCAGCGCAAGGACGAGGUGGGAAAUGGAGUCGGACGGGAAACUGUCUCUAGAAGGCUGCAUCGAGAUGGCUUGGAUCAUGGGAAUGAUCAAAUACCACGAUGGCGACAUUGCCGGGAAGCACUAUAUUGGCUGGGUUGACACACAAACGUCGCAGCCUGUCCCAGACUUGGAGGUUAAGGCGAGAUAUGAGACACAAAUCCUGGCUCAUUCAGGUAUUCGGCUAGUGGAGCCUGAGCUUGAUCUCGGUUACGGCGCGGAUGCGACGCGUCGGAGCAUGCUGCAGGAAAUCGUCCUGAAUGAAGACAUGUUGAUGACGGUGUCAGAAGAGACGGCAGCCAAUCUCAAGCUCGAACACGGGAAUCUCGUCGACGUAUACCAGCUUUCCGGCACGGAAAGUGGUGAAGUUCGGGUUCGCAUGAAGAAAGGAGCCCGGAUCAUGGUUCCCAAGGCGUUGAAUGUUCCUCAUGCCAUUGCUGGUCAGAUUCCAACCGGCUGGGACCCAAGAGUCUAUGGUAUCCCCGACGACAUUAUAUCCCAAGUCGACCGGGUGACACUCUUCGCGCUGGUUUCAGUGGCGGAGGCUUUGCUCACGGCGGGAAUCACGGAUGCGUACGAGUUGUACCAAUACAUCCACGUGUCCGAGGUGGGCAAUUGCAUCGGUUCGGGGCUGGGAGGAGUGCACGCGUUGAAGGACGUCUUUCGGUCCCGCCAUCAUGAUCUUCCAGUACAGUCGGAUGUACUACAAGAGACGUUUAUCAACACCACCGCCGCCUGGGUAAACAUGCUGCUCAUUUCCAGUGCUGGCGCCAUCCGCACGCCUGUCGGGGCAUGUGCCACCGCUCUCGAAUCUCUCGAGUCCGGCUAUGAGCUGAUCACCAACGGCCAAAGCAAAAUAUGUCUGGUCGGGGGCGUGGACGACUUGGACCAGGACAUCUCGAUUGAAUUUGCCAACAUGGGCGCCACCGUCGACCCAGCCGAGGAGGAAAAGGCUGGUCGGGCGCCGAAUGAGGCUUCUCGGCCGACCACGUCGACUCGCAAGGGGUUUGUUGAAGCGCAAGGCGGUGGAGUGCAGAUCCUGACUUCGGCACGUUUGGCUCUUGACAUGGGCCUGCCUAUCUACGGCAUCAUUGCCAUGGCCAAUACCGCCAGCGACAAAGUGGGCCGCUCGGUUCCCGCACCAGGUCAAGGGCUUUUGGGGAAUGCCAGGGAAAAAGCCGGCAAGUAUCGAUCGCCCAUGCUCGAUUUGAAUUAUCGCCGACGACGGUUAGAAGCAAGACUGCGCCAGAUUGAGGAGGCUGAGCAAUUGGAAUUGGAAGUAUUGAAGCUGGAGGAAACAUCUCAACCAUCAGGCUCUGACGUCAGGUCUCAUCCCCAAGAGCGUCGCCAGUGGAUCGAGGCAGAAGCCGACAGACAACGCAACGAGGUGUUGGCCACGUACGGACACCGGUUCUGGGCUGCUGACCCUGAAAUCGCGCCCAUCCGCGGAGCACUGUCGGUCUGGGGUUUGACGAUUGACGACCUAGAUUUUGCGUCGUUCCACGGCACUUCAACGACAAAGAAUGAUCUCAACGAAACAGGAGUCAUCCAGCGUCAACUGUCUCAUCUCGGCCGUGCAGAGGGUAAUGUUCUUUUCAGCAUCUUCCAGAAAUACCUGACUGGACAUUCCAAGGGAGGAGCAGGCGCUUGGAUGUUUAAUGGUUGCCUUCAGGUAUUGGGUUCGGGCUUGGUACCGGGCCACCGGAACGCAGACAACAUUGACGCCGCGCUCCAGGACCGCUCGUUCCUGUUCUAUCCAAGCCACAGCAUCCAGACCAGGGGAGUGAAAGCCUUUUCGAUCACUUCCUUUGGGUUUGGACAGAAAGGAGCACAGGCCAUCGGUGUCCAUCCGAGAUACUUGUUUGCCGCCAUCGGAGAGGACGAAUAUGAGCGCUACCGAGGGCGAGUCAAGACCCGCACACAAAAGGCAUCACAAGCUUUUACUCGCGCGCUUGCGCUCAACGAUUUGUGUCCCAUCAAGUCGACGACUCCGUGGGCCAAGGGACAGGAGGAAGCGACUUUGCUUGAUCCGACGACGAGGCUGUUUGGUUCAUAGUGGCGAGAGCUAGGUAUAGUAGCAACAGCCUGUUAUUUGGGUGAUUAUGUUCAGCAUUGAGAAAGAAGAAUAAUCGAGGUUCAAGCGUGGGAUGCAGUGUUAAGCUGAGAUGCAGUUCAGAUAAUGGAAUUUAAGGUUAGUACAAAUCAGAUCUAGUAUCGGCGACUACACGACUAGCGGCCGUUAAAACUCAUACUCAUCAAUACAGAGCUUUUAUCAUUUUACCUGAAGACAUAUCUAUCAACUUCCGCAGCAAUAAUGUAUCUAUCAGAGCCUACCUCUUCCUUUUCUCGUGUCUCUCUAUAGAUCUACAAACCCAUCAGGCAAGGGCCUAUUCUCCACCCAAGCCCUCACCGUAUCCGCAAAGAGGCUCGGAUCCUGUCUGUUCCAAGGAUGUCUCAUUUUCGGAUGCGUGACCGCCUUCGUUUCCGGACAUAGUUGCAUCCCAAUAUCAGCAAGCCGUUUCGCAUCAUGAGGGUGAUCACUAGUCGGGAGCAAAACACCAGCUUUGCCCGCGGCAAUGACCAAAGUCGGACUUGGCCAAGGUUCAGGCCAUUUCUCGUUGUCGGACAUAGGUUCACAGAUCUGACGACAUAAAGCCAACGUACAGAACGAGGUGUCGAUGUUUCGAAUGUCGGCGCCGUCCAUGAGCCAGCGGACAACAAAUCGAGGGACACAAUUUUCCAGUCUUUGGGAUGUCCAUACUGCGUAGGGUAAGAGUCCAGAAAGGCGAGAGGAUGGUCCGGUGGGUGUGGGAAAUACUUCGAAUCCGGAUACGAGUAGUCGUGACACAACUUCUGGGUAUUGAGAGGCUAGACGGAUGGCGACGUGAGCCCCUAAACUGUGUCCGACGACGUGGGCGAUGCCGUUGUGUGCGUGGUUGACGAUUAGUUGACGGAGGAGGUGGGCGGAAUAAGAGACGGAGAAGGGGGUUAUUGUUCGUGAUCUACCGUGGCCUGGUAGGUCGGGGACUAGGAUGUGAUAGGAGUUGGAUGAUGGGGAGGUUGAUGUGGAAGAUGUUGAUGUUAGAUAAGGUGUGACUAGGUCCCAGUCCCGGCCGGUUGUGAAGGCGCCAUGGAUGAGGAGGAUUGUUGGGCCUGUGGCGUCUGGGCUUAGAGAUUCAAACGCGAGGCUCGGUCCAUCUUUUUGAGGUUCAGGUUGUUGCCGAUCCGCUUCGGACGAGGCGGAGGCGGCUUCUUGCAUGGGACUGGGCUGUGGACCGCGCAAUGGCGUUGCCAGUGGUUUCUGAUGACUCGGACUGAUUUUCAGGAUUGUGGACUGCUUCGAGUUCGGGUUAUUGUGGUCGCAAGAAUAACAAAUGGAUCUGACGGGGACGAGGCUGUGACGGAUGUUCAAGUUUCGGCGGACGACAAGGCUGUUGUUGCUGUUGGUGGUGGUGGAUGCUGAUGUUGAUAACGGCCAGCCAAUGAGUUUACACUUCCCGGAUAUUUCCAAUAGAGUAGGUUUGCAGCUCAACGCACGUGAUAACGACAGA
Messenger RNA from Exophiala dermatitidis NIH/UT8656, 6923 nucleotides. RefSeq lists its product as uncharacterized. Gene Ontology annotation, molecular function: holo-[acyl-carrier-protein] synthase activity; 3-oxoacyl-[acyl-carrier-protein] synthase activity; 3-oxoacyl-[acyl-carrier-protein] reductase (NADPH) activity. Bases 461 to 5428 code for a protein of 1655 amino acids. Gene Ontology annotation, cellular component: fatty acid synthase complex. The record is from RefSeq and is a predicted model, not a curated record. NCBI's taxonomy places the organism in Eukaryota, Fungi, Ascomycota, Eurotiomycetes, Chaetothyriales, Herpotrichiellaceae. The transcript is spliced from 3 exons. Gene Ontology annotation, biological process: long-chain fatty acid biosynthetic process.